AUGGCUUCGAAAAGAAAACGUGUUGUGCUAUCGUUAGCGGACAAACUGAAAAUUAUAGAGCAACUCGAUAAAGGUGUAACGGUAGCUGACUGUAAAAAACGAUGGAAAAAUUUAAGAAGGUCAUAUACACGGCAUCUGAAAUCUAGCAUUAGUCCGUCUGGUAGUGCUACAAAAUCAAAGAGACCGUAUUACCUUGCAGAGCACAUGCAAUUUUUACAACCAUUUACAAAAUCACGCGAAUCUGUUUCGUCAAUCAGUAAUAGUAAUAGACCAUCCUCACAAAUAUCUAAAAAUUCGUCCGAAGAUUUUAUUGAAGAAAGUGAUAGUUCUGUCAACUUGCCUGAAACACCUGAAGAUGAAAUAAGAUCAGAUAAUCAAUAUGAACCUGAUGGCAUCCAAUCAACAAGUCCGUUAUGUGAUGAAUUAUUCAAACCUCCUAAUAAACAUUUUAAAACGUCCAAACAAUCUAUCUCAAUAUCAGAUGUGAACAAUUCGGCUUAUGAAUAUUUUCAAUCCAAAAAGAAUACCAGUAAAAUAGUACAUGAGAACAAGCCUCAAGAUCCGGAAGUGUCUUUUCUAAUGAGUGUUCUGCCCGAUUUCAAAGAAAUGAACGCAGAUCAGAAAAGGCGAUUUAAAAUUGGAAUUCUUAAUUUGGCUGGGAACAUUUUAAAUGAAAAUACAUACAAACCUACUUUAGAGCCUUUUAACAACCCUACAUCAUCGGCAUCUUCAACUAUGUAUAUUGAUCAACGAAGCACACGUUUUGAACCAUCGUUAAACGACCAAACAUCAAUAACCUACCCAUCGACAGACUGUACUCAAAAUGUCUUAGCUGAGUUUCUGAAAUAUCCCACAAAAUAA
This is a messenger RNA of Diorhabda carinulata, 861 nucleotides long. RefSeq lists its product as uncharacterized. The coding region runs from base 1 to 861 and encodes 286 amino acids. The record is from RefSeq and is a predicted model, not a curated record. Lineage: Eukaryota; Metazoa; Arthropoda; Insecta; Coleoptera; Chrysomelidae. Gene Ontology annotation, biological process: regulation of transcription by RNA polymerase II. Gene Ontology annotation, cellular component: transcription regulator complex; nucleus. Gene Ontology annotation, molecular function: DNA binding. The transcript has 2 exons.